AUCAAUGAACUACCCAAAUUAGGUAAAAUGGAGCAAUGAGUGUGUGGAUGAAAGAUACUCAUUUUUAGUCUUGAACAACUGUAAAGAUGAAAAUUAGUCGAAAUUCACCCUCCCGUCGUUGCCUCGCUCCAUCUAUAUAAAUGGAUCCUUCAACAACCAUUUUCAUUCACCUCAUCACUCAUUUAAUUCUUCUCACUCCUGAUUAUAAAUCAUCUGGAAAUGGCUAAUCUGGCAUUUGUUUUUGGCCUUUUAGGAAACAUCGUGUCAUUCAUGGUCUUCCUUGCUCCAAUUCCAACAUUUUACCAAAUCUACAAGAAAAAAUCAACCGCAGGGUUCCAAUCGCUCCCAUAUAUUGUGGGGUUGUUCAGUGCGAUGCUGUGGAUGUACUACGCAUUUCUGAAGCCCGACACGACCCUCCUCAUCACCAUCAACUCGGUUGGCUGUUUCAUUCAGUCUGCAUACAUCUCCUUCUACCUUUUUUUCGCAACCAAAGACGCUAGGAUCCAAACUGUGAAGCUGCUUCUUUCACUGAACGUGGUUGGAUUCGGACUAGUUCUGUUCCUAACACAAUUCUUUGCAACUGAAGCAAACCGUGGCAGUAUUGUGGGAUGGAUUUGCCUUGUCUUCUCUCUCUGUGUGUUCGUCGCGCCACUAGGCGUCGUGAGACAAGUGAUAAGAACGAAGAGCGUGGAGUACAUGCCGUUUCUUCUCUCGUUUUUCCUAACCCUAAGCGCGGUUAUGUGGUUCUUCUAUGGAUUGCUACGCAAAGACUAUAAUAUUGCUAUUCCUAAUAUUCUGGGAUUCAGCUUCGGAGUGAUUCAAAUGGUGCUUUAUUUGAUCUACAAAAAAGCGAAGAAAGGCGGGUUGCAAGAGAAGCAGUUGUCUGAAGUACUAGAGGUUAAAAUAGAGGAUCACAAGAUAAGUGAAUUGAAGGAACAGAUCAUUGAUGUUGUUAAGCUGGGAGGAAUGGCUUUGGAGAUUAUUCCUCUAGUUGCAGAUGAAGCCAUUAUUCUUGGAGGGGAGAAAACCUGCAACCUAGAAUGAUGAAUAAUAAAUUACUCCAUUUGUGUUGAAUUAGUUGGAUUUGGAAGUGGCAUAAGAGCCACAUUGCUUUAAUUAAUUUCUAGAUUGUUAUGAGUUUGGCAUUUUGGCAUUAGGUGUAUGUCAUUUGGAAAGGUCAAGUGUAAUAUAUGCUUCGAUUAAUUAAACAACUGCUGCUUUAAUUA
This is a messenger RNA of Salvia splendens (bonfire salvia), 1226 nucleotides long. RefSeq names its product bidirectional sugar transporter SWEET14. Gene Ontology annotation, cellular component: membrane. Gene Ontology annotation, molecular function: sugar transmembrane transporter activity. The record is from RefSeq and is a predicted model, not a curated record. NCBI's taxonomy places the organism in Eukaryota, Viridiplantae, Streptophyta, Magnoliopsida, Lamiales, Lamiaceae. Gene Ontology annotation, biological process: carbohydrate transport. The transcript is spliced from 6 exons. The coding region runs from base 220 to 1044 and encodes 274 amino acids.